CUGGCCAUAACACAGCUUUGAUCGUACCUUAUUACACAACGCUCCGGUACUAACUUCAGUAGUAUACAUUAGUCCACCGCAGUUUUCAGUUUAUAUCGCGGUAGUUAGUUACAAGUGAUAUUGAUUUUUGUGAUUGUUGUGAGCAAGAUAUUUCAAUUGUUUCAAGAGUGCACAUGAAAAAUGGAGCAAACGCCCAUCCAAAAAUUCUACAAAAAUACCAAUGUUUUUAUUACAGGCGGUACUGGUUUCAUGGGAAAGAUCCUUAUAGAAAGAUUACUUAGAUCUACGCAGAUCGAAACUCUCUACCUUCUUGUCAGAAAUAAGAAGGGGAAGAAUAUUCAUGUCCGAAUUGAUGAACUAUUUGAUGAUGUAAUAUUUGAUAAACUAAAGAAGGAGUGCCCAAAAUUUAGACACAAAGUAGAAGCCAUAUCUGGAGACUGCACACAAUCAGGUUUAGGAUUAAACAUUACAGACAGACAAACUUUAAUAUCUAAAGUAAACAUCGUCUUCCAUGUAGCUGCCACUGUUAAAUUCGACGAAAACCUAAAACUUGCCUAUAAUAUUAAUGUCAAUGGAACCAAAUCUGUUCUGGACCUGGCUAGACAAAUGAACAAUUUAAUGUCAAUGGUUCAUGUGUCUACCGCUUACUCACAUUGUCCCAGAUCGGAGAUCGAAGAAAAAAUAUACGACUGUCCAGUGUCUUACGAAUAUGUACAAGCUGUAUUAGAAAAAAUCGGCAAUGACGAAGCACAUUUACUAACACCAAGGAUUAUUGGUGAAUGGCCCAACACGUACACAUUUACAAAAGCCCUAGCCGAAAACAUGGUUAAAGAUCUUGGAACGAACUUACCAUUAGCUAUAUUUAGACCGUCAAUAGUUUUGUCCACAUACAAGGAACCUAUAGAAGGCUGGAUAGAUAAUAUGUAUGGUCCAACUGGAUGCGCUGCAGGAGUUUACACAGGAAUAAUGAGGGUAGCGAUGUGCGUAGAUGAGGGUAUAGCUGACGUCGUGCCUGUAGAUACGUGCGUUGCUGCACUUAUAGCUACUGCUUGGGAAGUUUCAACGAAAAAAUUCGAACCAUCAUCUGAAAUUUCUGUUUACAAUUAUGUAUCACAACCAGAGAAUCCAGUACAUUGGAAAGAACUUAUAGAAAUAAAUCUACUCUACCACCAAAAAAUUCCUGCAAGUAGUUCAUUAUAUGAAGUUUUUAUUUAUGAAACUGCUAACGUGUACUUCUUUUGGUUUCUUACACUUGUUUUACAUGGCAUACCGGGAGUGUUCAUAGACUUUCUUGCCAUAUUAACUGGACAUAAACCAAGGAUGCUUGGAAUAUAUAAGAAGAUUUACAAAUUGAGUGUGAUAUUAUCUUAUUUUUCUACGAGGAGUUGGAGAUUUUCAAACAACAACAUAAGAAAUUUAUGGAAGAAACUCGAUGAAGGAGAUAGAGAGCUGUUUCAGUUUAGCAUGGCAACAGUGCAUUGGUUACAAUUCUUCAGAAUUUAUUUGAAGGGUGUUAGACGGUAUCUUCUACAUGAGUCGGACAAUACUAUUGAAGACGCUAAAAAAAGACAAAGAUGGCUUUUCAUCUUGCACAAUGGACUAAAAGCCAUUCUGAGCUUUUGUGUUUGCAGUACAGCUCUCAGUGUGUGUUCUAAGGUAUUAUCUUUGGUGUAUUAAGAAGCAUGGGACAUUGGUUGAAUGGUUAAGGCAGUAAUAUACCCGUUUAUUUCAUUGUACAUAUAGAACUGUAGAUACGAAUAUUUAUUCUUGUUAAUAUUCUUAAUAAGUUGUAGCAGAUGUAUGUUUUAAUAGGUAAAUGAAUAUUUUUAUAGUUUAAGAUUUAUACCACAAAUAUGUGACAUAAGUUAUAUUAUAUUCAUAUUUACCUUGAUUAUCUUAUUAAAUACUUAAACAAAA
Molecule: messenger RNA, 1917 nt
Organism: Diabrotica virgifera virgifera (western corn rootworm)
Lineage: Eukaryota; Metazoa; Arthropoda; Insecta; Coleoptera; Chrysomelidae
Product: fatty acyl-CoA reductase wat
Exons: 9
Coding region: 181-1677 (498 amino acids)
Biological process (GO): long-chain fatty-acyl-CoA metabolic process
Cellular component (GO): peroxisome
Molecular function (GO): alcohol-forming very long-chain fatty acyl-CoA reductase (NADP+) activity
Source: RefSeq, a predicted model, not a curated record